Molecule: messenger RNA, 1652 nt
Organism: Raphanus sativus (radish)
Lineage: Eukaryota; Viridiplantae; Streptophyta; Magnoliopsida; Brassicales; Brassicaceae
Product: FBD-associated F-box protein At5g18780-like
Exons: 4
Coding region: 301-1602 (433 amino acids)
Molecular function (GO): protein binding
Source: RefSeq, a predicted model, not a curated record
CUUGACUACACACCACUUGUUGAGUUUGCCGUCAACAAGACGGUUGAAAAGUAGUUUGCGAUCAAUAAGAGUGCUUUGGCAAAUGGUAAUGGUUGAUAUUUUAAUGUCGACGUUGACUGGACCCAUUAACUUAUUAUGGGUAUUGGGUAAUGACUAAGAAAUUUAAAAACUAUACUUAGUCAAGAAUAAGUUAAAGCUGCAAUAUGCAUCCAACUUUGACUAUAAAAACAAGAAAGGUCAAACAUAUCAAGAAGGGUUCAAUCUCCGGUCGUUUUCUCUGUUGAAAGUUAAAGAAAAGCUAUGCAAGGAGGAAGAAGUGGAACAAGUGGUGAAGACAGGAUCAGCAUAUUGCCUGAACCGUUGCUAUGUCACAUACUCACAUUUCUUACUAGCAAGGAAUCUGUUGGGACAAGUGUUUUGUCCUCUAGAUGGAGAGAUCUCUGGCUAUGGGUGCCUAGACUAGAUCUGGACAAAUCUGACUUCUCAGAGGACAGCACCUGCUUGAGUUUCAUCGAUAAGUUUCUGAAUUUCCGAGGUGAGUCCUACUUGCGUGGAUUCAAGCUAAACACCGACAACGAUGGUGAUGAAGGUCCUUCAGUGGAGGCAUGCCUGAUGAGAGUGGUUAACAAGUGUAAGAUUCAACAGUUCGAAAUCGAGAAUCACCUUGGAUUUUGCUUCCUUGAGACGCCUUUGGUCUUUUCAAUGUGUAAUACAUUGGUUAGCUUGAAACUCACCUUCGUGAUCAUGAGUGAUUACGACCAGUCAUGUUCUUUACCAUGUCUGAAGACUCUGCACUUUGAAAAGGUCGUAUUCCCCUGCGACGAGGUUGCAGAGGCACUUAUCUCAUCCUCUCCGGUUCUCAAGGAUUUAAAAAUGAGCCAGAGCAGAUAUGACUCUGUCCUAAUCUUACGCGUCCGCUCCAAGUCACUAAAGAGCUUCACUCUGGAACGGACGGAUACUGGUCGUGUUGAAAACAGUUUGGAUACAGUUGUGAUGGAUACUCCGAGUCUCGAGCAUCUGAAUCUCGUAGAUUACCAAUACACGAGCUUCGAGAUAGUUAGUAUGAGUGAAACUGUCAAGUUUGAUAUCGACGUCGUGUUGUCCAUCACUUGGGAUUUUCUAACCUUUGUUUCACAUGCUACAAACAUGACCAUCUCCAGGAGGACUCUUGAGUUCAUCUAUUAUCACCUGGAAAUAAACAGACGAUCCAAGUUUCAUGGCUUGGCUCGUCUUCGUGCUACUAUCUUCUUAAACUCUUCUCCAGAGAUGUUGCCCGUCAUUCUUGAGGCAUGCCCGAAUCUCAAACACCUCACCUUGGAACUGGUUCAUGAUUUUCUGGUGACGGAAGGGACAAGUAGACUUUUGUCUCUACUGCCACCUUCUUUGGUAUCCUCCCUUGAAUAUGUUGAGAUCAAAAGCCCGAUCACGGAUAAAGCAACGGAACUGGAGCUGGUUAGAUACUUUCUAGAGAACUCGACAAGACUAGAGAAGAUUGUUCUGCGUUUGAACCAGUCUUGUCUGAGAAAACACAAACCGGGUCUGUUGAAACAACUCUUUGAAUCUCCGAGAUGCUCUGGUUUCUGUCAGUUUGUCAUUAUUUGACAUCAAGAUAUUGGAUUGAUUUAUACUUUAUAAAGUCGCAAGCUUUUUUA